AUGGAUUCAAUCGGUUGGUCGAAACGAGGCGAUUGGCGAUAUGAAGAGAAACGACGACCAUUCUUUCCCCGUCUCAAACACACACUAAAGUUGAUUCCCGUCGUGUUACGCUUUUUUCUCUAUCGUGUUCGGGAAUGGUUGAAAGGUCGCGGGGUUUUCAUCGAUUUUCUUCAACAAAUGACCCAUUUUCCAUAUACUGGGGUUCCUCUUGGCGGAAUCGGCUCGGGCACAAUUGGCACCGAUUUCCGAAUGGCUUUCAACGCUUUCUCCUUACUGCCUGGCAUCAAAGAGAGACACGUUCGCAACAUAAAAGCAAAUCAGUUCAUUCUCACCGUGCACAACGAGGAUCAAAGUCGUCUCUUGUACCAAAAAUGUCUUACCGCGGCGAGCUUUUCAUCGAAAUCGCUAAGCGAAUGGGAAAUCGACUUCCCGAAAGAGAAACUACAUUAUCGAGGCCUAUACCCAAGAUCUUGGACAACUUUCACAAUAGAAGAACUUUCUCUGGAGUUGACUUGUGAAAUCGUUUCGCCGGUUAUCCCAGACAAUUAUAAGGACUCAUCUUUCCCAACGAGCUGCUUUCUGUGGAGCAUCAAGAAUGAGGGAACUCAAAACCUUCACAUUACUCUCACAUUUACUUUUCGCAAUGGUACUGGAAAUCCAAAAUUUGCUCGAGAGGCAAUUUGUAGAGCACAAGAGGUUGAUGAUGAGGAGUUUUUUGGGGUUGAAAUCGUGCAUUCGAUCAACGAGAUGCCGACGAAUUUUGGCAUUUAUUCGGACAAAGCACACGAGACAUCCGCGAAUUUCUUCAAUCCGAACGGUGAUGGAGACGAUUUGUGGACGAGUUUGAAGCACAGAUUGAAAAAUGAUGCACUGAAAGCUGAGUCACAAGAAAUCGGAGUGGCGUUGAGUCAACGAUUCGAGAGUCGCUCAAAAUCGAGCACUGACGCUCGUUUCGCUCUCGUCUGGCACAUGCCGAUCGUGAAAUUCGCAGGCGAGAGGCAAUUUCGGAGACGCUACAUUCGUUUCUUUUCCACCUCGCUCGAUGCUGGCUUUGAAAUUGGGAAAUUCGCGCUGAAAAACGUGGAUCUUUGGAAGGAAGAGAUCGAGAGAUUUCAAAAACCGAUUUUACACUCACUUUUGUUACCGGAUUGGUUCAAAUCGUGUCUCCUCAAUGAAUUGUACUUCAUUUCGGACGGCUCAACUUUGUGGUUCGAAUUCGAUGAGAAUUGGCGUAAAGACGAGCCGGGAAUGAGCGAUUUCACCGCCGAUCACUACAAAGAGUUUGGCCGUUUCGGAUACGUGGAAUCCUGGGAGUACCUGAUGGUGAACACGUACGAUGUGCACUUCUACGCGAGUUGGGCUCUUUUCGAAUUGUGGCCCCAACUUGAGCUGGGCAUUCAACUGGAUUUUUCUGAUCAAUUCCGAGCGAUCAACCUCACAUCGACGCAGGCGCUGCAGGGUGGAGAGGCGAUGGUACAGAAGAAAACAGGGCGGAUCCCGCACGAUGUCGGGAAUCCAAAAGGAGAACCGUGGCUAGAGGUAAACGCCUAUUCUCUGCACGAUACGAAUGAGUGGAAAGAUCUCAAUCUCAAGUACAUUUUGCUUUCUUAUCGAGACUUUCACGGAAUCGUCGAGAAGCGUUUCGAUAAAGAAAAGUCAAAACAAUUCCUCGAGUUUUUCUACGAUCGAUCAGUGGAGAUCAUCGAAAGAGGCUUGAUGGAAUGGGAUACGGAUAAAGACGGAAUCAUCGAGAACAACGGCACACCCGAUCAGACAUACGAUAUUUGGUCGAUGAAUGGCACUAGUGCCUAUUGUGGAAGUCUUUGGGUGACAGCCGUGGAAUGUGUUCGUCGAAUGGCCGAACAACUCGAGAAAGAUGACGAUCGGAAAAGAUUCACCGAUUUGCUGCAAAAAGCUCGUACGGCACUUGUGGGAAAAUUGUGGACGGGAAGCUAUUUUGCUUUCGAUGAAAAUCCCGAUAAUCGCUCACUUGUGAUGAGCGAUCAAUUGUGCGGCUUUUGGUUUCUUUCGUUGAUUGACGGGGAAAUUUGUGGAGACGUUUUGGGUGAAAAUGGUGGGAAAAUGAUCGACGAAGCAUUGAAAACGAUUUACGAAAAAAAUCUGAAAUCGGUUUUCGAUGGAGAACUGGGACCGAUCAAUGGAAUCAGAACGAACGGCCAAAUCGAUUUGGGAAGCAUUCAAAGCGAAGAGAUUUGGUCAGGGAUCGCUUAUGCUCUCGCCACAUUUCAUUUCCUUAAAAGCGACAUUGUGAAAGGACUCGAGUUCGCGAGCGGAAUCUUUCAUAGUUGCUACGAGCGGUUCGGAUUGCAAUAUCAGACCCCAGAAGCAAUUUUCCCGAAGAACUACUAUCGAGCGAUUGGCUAUUUAAGGCCACUUUCCAUUUGGGCCACACCAAGUGCGUUGAAAAUUAAAAUGAAUAUAAAUAAAGACGAA
This is a messenger RNA of Mesorhabditis belari, 2454 nucleotides long. The record is from the annotation of a GenBank genome assembly. Lineage: Eukaryota; Metazoa; Nematoda; Chromadorea; Rhabditida; Rhabditidae.